UCCCGAAGGACUCGAUGCGGCUUACAAAGGCCAUCCUUUACCAUCCUUGUGGGAGUCUUUUCUCAUGUCCCGGAAUGGAGCUGGAGCUGAUAGAGGGAGGUCAUCCAUGAUCUCCCCAGGUUGGAUUCAAACUGGCAACCUUUGGAUCAGCAACCCAGCCUUCAAGUCAGCAGUCUGCCGGCACCAGGGUUUAACCCAUUGCACGACCGGGGGCUGAGAUCAUGGAGUAGGACAUGGUAAUGUAAAGCUCCAUCAAGAGAAAUAAAGCAGGAGACAUUUUGCAAUUUUCCACACCUCCUAAGAAAGCUGUUCAGAUGGUGCAACAUGAAAACAGAGCUAGUUUCCCUUCCCUGAACUGGAGAGGUCGACAAAAACAUAAUGUGAGAAACGGAAACUGAGAGAUUGGGAGAAACAUUCUCGGCUGAGAGAGAAGAUGUCAAACACGUCUACGUUAUACAAAUCUGACACAUGUGUGAGAAGGAGUAGAGGAAAAUUAAAUAGUAAGAAAGCAUUUAAAAAACUGUUGUAUUGGAACAGACACCAGAAAGGCAACCAUCAACAAGCAGCAUUCAAUGUAAAGAAUUCUAUCAUAGGAUAAUUCUUCAAGGGGAAAAUAAGGAAGAGAAGAUUAUGAGGUCCUAUUUUAUUGUUCUGACUUUGAGCCUUAUCUCUUCUAUCAUUGAAGCUCGGGAAAGCUCACUGAUGCAAACUCUUAACUGCUCCACGGAUUAUGACUCAUAUACAGCCUGUACCUGGUUUGAGCACCAGGAGGCAAGAAGCCUUAUCAACAUGAGUCUUCUUAUCCUGAAUCCUUCUCCUUUGGGGAAUAACGUGCAAAGGGAGCCUGAAAACAUGGCAUGCAGUUCUCAAAAGGUGGGCUCUCAGAUACGGUGGAAAUGCCACAAAAACCAGGACACUAUAUUCUUAGGGAUGGAAAAUAUCUUCAUUUUCAAACCAGAGCGGUCACUGGAUGUUCAACUGAAUAUCAGCUUCUUCAAUAAUGUCCAGCCUUUGCCACCUCAAAAUCUGGUGGUGAACAUCACAGAAGAUGGUGACUCCUUUUUGAUAUGGGAAGCAGGUAAUGGAAUCAUCAGAAACAACUGGCUGGAGAAUAGCCUGGACUUUGAAGUCACCUACAAACGAUUUUGGGAGUCUUGGGAGGAAUCUUCCUCUCUUUUGGUCUCAAAUGCCUCCCAAUGCCUUCUCCAACACCUUGUGCCUGGGAACACCUAUGUUGCUCGUGUUCGAAGCAAGCCGGGUCGAACAAGCCAGUUUGUUGGUCAUUAUAGUGACUGGAGUUCUGUGGUAAUUUGGGAUACCCCAGAAGGCAAAGUUGAAGCUCAACCCAAGAACGUCCAUUGUCAAUUUAAAGGCAUCGAUCAGCUUAAAUGCAGCUGGGAGGUGAGGCAAGAGAUCAGCAGUUCUAUUUUGUUUGCCCUCUUCUACAAAGAUAACACAACAUCACAAGAGAAGGAAUGCUUUCCAGUCCAUGAAACGGAGCUGCCUCCCAGCCCUCUCAAAGGCCCUAAGCAUGUCUUGCAAAGCUGUGAAAUCAGUGUCACCAGCCCAAAUGGACCAAGUCAAUACUUUGUUACUGUCCGGCCAAAAGAAGAAAAGAGAACAAUGGAGAUGGCAAAGCGAAUCAAGGCAGCCCCACCUUAUAACUUGUCAGUGACAGAUUUGAACUAUCAAGCUUACAAACUGCAAUGGAAGGCCACAGCCAUUCUAGAUAAUAUCCCACAGAUAUAUCGGAUUUUAUACUGGGAGACUGGAAACCCAUUAGAGGUCAAAUAUGUCGAUGCUAGCUUUGAUAAAGUGUUUACAUUCACUUCAAAAUUCCUGAAACUGGGUUCAAGUUACACAGCAAAAGUGCAGGCAAAAGUGAAUGGACGAAGCUAUGAUGGCCCUUGGAGUGAGUGGAGCAAGGAGAUUCAGUGGACCACGAAGGACAUUUUUCCACCUUGGGGUAUUCUACUGAUUGGUGUGAUCUCUAUUAUUUUAAUCAUGGUUGUCCUCUACUGUUGUUAUAAAUACCUUCUUUGCAAGAAAAGAAAAUGGGAUGCAGCCAUUCCAAGUCCUCCCAGGACACUUCUGCUCCCAGACUUUUUUCAGAAAGUAGAAUUAUCAGAUGGCUUGGAAGACAGUAGUAGACAGAGCUCUUCAAAGUUGCAAGGGUUUGACUAUACCAAGAUAUUGGAAAGGGAAAUGCCAGUGACCCAUCCAGAGUCUCUUCCAGCUGAGUCAAGGAAAACAGAACAGCAUUCACUUGUCUCUCAGGAUAUGGAAGAAAUCAAACUUCCAAAUGUAAGCAAAGCUGGCCAAUUUUUGACUCAAAGUGUUGAAAAGGCAAUACACAGUAGUCACCAGGUUCAGAUCUUUGAUUAUGAUGGCCCAUACUUACACCUUCCACCAGAAUCUUCUGUACGUGAUGUUUCACAGGAUGUGCAAAUUGUACCAUCAAAAAAAACAGAAAUAUAUAUGUCUUUGAAGCAUAUGAAAUUGCCCCAUUGCUUGUACCCCCAGCAGCUACCAGUAGAGAAAGAGAAAGAGGCAGUUCCAUCUUUUCUUACAAUAAGUGAUGGGCAGGGGGAAAAGAAGCAGCAACUUCUGAAAAGACAAGAAGGAUCUCAAAGGGAUACAUAUGUGAAAGAAGACAACAAAACAAGGGGAACACAACAUCUUCCUGGUACAAACAACUCUGGUCAAAAUGGACCAUUGGAUUACAUUGCGACUGAAAAUUUACCAGUGAGCCAAGUAGAGGGCUCUUUACAUUUGAUACCUGUAGUGGCCUCAGAGAAAGAGAUGCCUGCCUGCAGUAGGAUGGCCACAGAUGUGCCAGAAACAAGUGCAGAUCUCUCAAGCUCAAUGAUGGAUCAGAAGAAACCAGACACUGUGCUACCAACAAAGGGACAAAUGCUAGCUAUUCCUUCAGUAACACCCCCCAAAGCAUUUGACGACUAUGUGAUGAGCCUUCCUGCAACCCCAGGAUCUACACUGAAGGAAGGACUUGGUCUCUCCACCGAGGAACCCAAGCACAACAAGGGAUUUUUUAUAUUCAACCCUGACAACAAGAGCCCCAUUUUCUUAAGCCAAGUGGGAGAUUACUGCUUCUUUCCUAGCUUCAAGUUAAACAACGAACCCCUCAAGAAUCCCAAGGGAACUCUGGGACAUGGCUUUUCAGAAACAGGCUCCAAAGUCACAAACCCUCUUGAUGAUGCCAACUCUGUUGGAAGCAAGCUGCAGACAACUAUUUCACCUCUGCCAAGACUUGAGUUUUAAACUUUCCCAUCUUGUGUACUAUGAAGAGAAUAAAAAUGUUAUCUCUUCCUCAGCUGAUCUGGAUCAAUCCAUUAAGAAGAUGGAUAGCAGGGUAGUAGAACUGAUGUCACAGGGCUAAAGCCUUAAGUCUUUUUGAUGAACAAGGACUCUGAUAUCAUCUGACGCUCCACUUGGAUUGGAUUGUUCUAAGAUUUGUUGGAAUUCCCACAUUAGUACAAUGGGAAACUGAUUUUCCUAGGACCAAGAUAUCAUUAUAGGCUCUCUCUAUUGCAAUCAAAAGUAUUUGGUACAGGUAUGGGUGGGUGUCUUGGUUAGGCAAGAGCUGUUAGCUUUACAAAAGUCCAGCUUCUGCUGAAGAUAAUUGCUAGAAAUAACUUUAACUCAACAGAGCUGGCUGCUUAUAUGGAGUGUUUCUGUAGAGAUUGCCUUGAAGAGGGCUUGUGCUUCAAAAUUACCCUUAUUCUAGUGGGGAGGAGCCAAGGAAUCCCUUCUUUUGGCUUAUCAACAUGUAUCAGCAGAUUUGGGAUACUGUGUGUUUGUAUGUUAUGGAAAGAGACAAGAGAGGGGUGGGAGAAAGAGAUUGUGAAUGGUAUAGAUGCAUGAGUUAUACGUAAGAUGAUCAAGCAGCUAUGACCCUCUUUGCUGUAAUUCCAAAAUCCCCCCAAAGUGGUUGGAUACCAUUUAUUGUAUUUUUUUGAAAAACUAACUCUCGGCAUUUCCUUUUCUAACUCACUUCUUUCUUAGCAAGUUUUCAGAAUAGAGAAUUAUAGCACUAUCAUUUGGUUUAAAUACCAUAACAAUACUCUGGAAUCCUUGGAUUUGCAAUUUAGAGAGAAAUCUCCAUGAGAAAAGUCUAUUUUUUCAACAAACUACAGACUGCAGGAUUCCACAGGGUACAGCCAUAGCAUUCAAAGUGGAAUCAUGCUAGUAUAAUUGUAUAAAGGAAGCCUCCGGGUUACAAACAUCUGACUUACAAAUAGUUAAGAAUGGGGACGAGACAAAUCUACCCCUUGGAAGGGAAAUUCACUCCUGAAAGAGUUAUCAUGGAGAAAAGGUGUCUCCACUGAAGCUUUCUCACCAAUCCUUAUUUCCACAACAAGGCAAAUUUUUCAAAACCCUAUUAUCAUAGAGACAGAAAGUGAAGUGAAAUCUUCUGAACAAGGGCACAAACAACAGAACAAACACAACAGGGGUGUUCACCCUUCCCUAUGCUAUCCAAUGCUAAAAGAUAUAUAUUUCUGGCUGGAGUUACACUUAAAAAUGUACCUAUUCUGACUUACAAAUAAAUUCAACUUAAGGACAAGCCUACAGAACCUAUCUUGUUCAUAACUUGGGGAUUGCCUGUAGUGUAAAAUGCAGCACAGUUGCAUGUCUGUUUUUUUUUUAAAGAUACUUCACUGUCCUACAAUACAAAAUACAGCCACGUGUCAGUUUAAAAAAGACUCUCUGACAUGAAUCUCCUUUUAAUAAAGUUUUUUAAAUGCU
Messenger RNA from Anolis carolinensis (green anole), 4764 nucleotides. It is a transcript of the gene csf2rb, whose product is annotated as colony stimulating factor 2 receptor subunit beta. Gene Ontology annotation, biological process: cytokine-mediated signaling pathway. The record is from RefSeq and is a predicted model, not a curated record. Gene Ontology annotation, cellular component: external side of plasma membrane. NCBI's taxonomy places the organism in Eukaryota, Metazoa, Chordata, Lepidosauria, Squamata, Anolidae. The coding region runs from base 631 to 3279 and encodes 882 amino acids. The transcript is spliced from 15 exons. Gene Ontology annotation, molecular function: cytokine receptor activity; protein binding.